This is a messenger RNA of Gasterosteus aculeatus aculeatus (three-spined stickleback), 2515 nucleotides long. NCBI's taxonomy places the organism in Eukaryota, Metazoa, Chordata, Actinopteri, Perciformes, Gasterosteidae. The record is from RefSeq and is a predicted model, not a curated record.
AUUUUAGGGAUGAGCUUAAUGAGGCUUAAUGUAAUUACAGACACACCAACUUUGAUCUUAACGCAUUGUUUGAUACGCGUGUGGUAAACGACGCAUCUCAAAUUUCUCUGACGUCAUUGGGUCGACCAACGCGUCACGACGAAGUGAGCGCGGUGACUUCGAGGGCCGCACGCGAAGCUCCGAAGCUCGCGUUCUCCAACAGCCCGCGAAGGCAUCACCGGGAAGUGGGCGUGUCUCUCCGCCACCAUGUCGCCGUAGGAGUUUUUACUCCAAACUUCACCGUCAACAUUUAAUUUAUUUACGCAGUCAACCGCCCGCUCGCAGUGGACGGAACAUGGCGGCGCCUCCUCGCGGCGGCUCGCUCGUCAGCUGCAUAGUUUUCGUGGUCGUUUCGGCGGCAAACUCGCCGGUGUGUGAGUGCGGGCGCAUCCGCUCGGAGAGGUGCCUCGUCUGGGGUCCCGGGCUGAGCCCCGCCGCGGUGCUUCCCGUCCGCUACUUCUUCAUCCAGGCGGUCGGUUCCGACGGCGCGAACCUGACUCUGUCUCCAGGUGAAGGCACCUUCCAGGUGAAGAUACGCCCGCUGGACGCGAAGGAGCACGUCCGUAUCCACGUCCCCCCGCCUCUGGACCGCGGGGACGGGUCCUUCCUGGUGCGGUACCGGCUCUACGGCACCGCGCUGAAGGGCCUCCGGGUGGAAGUCCUCCACCGGGACGCGGCUGUGGCCAAGUCGCCCUACUCCAUCCGAGGUGGUCCAGUCUAUCACGAGUACUGCGACUGUCCGGAGCCCUCGCCUCGCGCCUGGCGGGCGGCCAUGCAGUGUCCCGCCGAGGAGGCCCGAGCCGCGGCGGAUUUCGAAGCUUUUCCCACGAUCGACCUGCGGCGACUCCGGGAGGAAGUGCCCCGGAGGUUCGCCAACCGAGGAGGCCUCGUCCACUACGCCAUCAUCGACAACCGCUUGUACCGCCGCACGCUGGGAAAAUACACCGACUUCAAGAUGUUCUCCGAUGAAAUGCUGCUGUCUCUUACCAGGAAGGUCCGGCUGCCCGACGUGGAGUUCUACAUCAAUGUUGGCGACUGGCCGCUGGAGACGAGGAAGGUGGACGCCGUGCCGGUCCUGUCGUGGUGUGGCUCCGUCGACACGCGGGACAUUGUCCUUCCGACCUACGAGGUCACGCACUCCACCCUGGAGACCAUGAGAGGGGUCACCAAUGACCUGCUGUCCGUCCAGGGAAACACAGGGCCCCCGUGGACCAACAAGACGGACCGGGCGUUUUUCCGUGGCCGGGACAGCAGAGAGGAGCGUCUUCACCUGGUCUCUCUGUCCAAGGCGAGUCCCGAGCUGCUGGACGCCGGCAUCACGGGCUGGUUUUUCUUCAGAGACCGGGAGAAACAAGUGGGCAAAGCGCCGCUGGUUGGCUUCUUUGACUUCUUCAAGUACAAGUACCAGGUGAACGUGGAUGGAACCGUGGCGGCGUAUCGGUUCCCUUACCUCAUGCUGGGAAACAGUCUGGUUCUGAAGCAGGACUCGCAGUAUUACGAGUUUUUCUACGGCCACCUGAAAGCCGGCACUCACUACCUGCCUGUGCGGAGAAACCUGUCGGACCUCCUGGAGAAAAUCCAAUGGGCCAAAGACCACGACGCCGAAGCGCAACGGAUCGCCAGAGCCGGUCAGGCGGCGGUCCGCGAGCUGCUGCAGCCCAGCCGCCUGUACUGUUACUACUACGCGGUGAUGCACGUGUACUCUGAGCGGCAGGUCGGGCGGCCCGCGCGGCACGCGGACAUGGAGCCGGUGCCGCAGCCCGACGACCACGCCGCUGCGUGCGCGUGUGAGCGUGGAACCGCCGGAGGAGAAGCUAGUACGAGGGAUGAACUAUGAGGGGCGGCCUUCAGGCUCUACUUGGUGCCUUUCCUUCUCUGAUGACCUCCUGGACCGAUCCUGCUCCUCGCGAGAAAAUGUGAAUUUCACCGUUUGAAACAAGUAUAACAAUUCGUGCCUUUUUUAGAUUGGAGAGCACAGCCCUUUUUUGAAGAAAGCGCCAAUGUGUAGGAUUUAAACGUGUUACGUUAAGUGUAUGACGACCUGAUGGUGAGAACCGUGAUGUGUCCCGUUUCUAUGGUAACCCUGAACGGACAAACACUGGCCUUUACGUUGUUGCGUCACCUGAGCGGCAACGCGAGCAGCCGUCGGAAUUCGCAGGGCGGCCCGGGUUCCCGCCGCCCUGCGACGCAAAGCGCGAAGCCGAUGGGCGUUCGCGUGGUGGCAGUCUGCAGCCGCACAUCUGGAUGCCAAUAAAUCCUUCUCGCUGUGCCUUUUUUAAAACUAAGAACGCCUCUGCCGCGUGAAACCAGGCGGCGGGAAAUUGCUGUCAACGUAAAAAUGCUGCUCUUGUUUUUAAUACUGUGUCUCCGAUGUGCCCUGGUCAAUAAUUCAAGAAACCAAGAGUUAAUGUUUUGGAUAUUUGUAUACAGUUUUUUUUUUUUAAAUAAAUUGAAAUAGAUUUCAUUUUUCAGUUUA